AUGGAUGGAAGUGAUAUCUAUCGAGCAAGUAAUGGAAUACGAUUAGGGAGUUUACGAGCAAAUAGUGGAAGAACAGGGAGUUUGAGAGCUUCGAGUACUUCGGCAUGGAGGAAUUCCACCAUGGAUGUUUUUUCGAAAUCUUCUCGUGAAGAAAACGACGAAGAGGCUCUUAAAUGGGCUGCUCUUGAGAAGCUACCGACGUUUGAUCGAUUGAAAAAAGGUUUAUUGUUUGGAUCAACCGGACCCUCGAAUGAAAUCGAUAUCGAUAACCUUGGAAUGCCGGAGCGAAAGCGAUUACUCGAUCGGCUUGUGAAUGCUGCAGAUGAAGAUAAUGAGAAGUUCUUGUUGAGGCUCAGAAAUAGAAUCGAUAGGGUUGGAAUUGAAUUGCCAACAAUUGAAGUCAAGUUUGAGCAUUUGACUGUGGAAGCAGAUAUUAAAACAGGAAGCAGAGCUUUACCCAGUUUCAUCAAUUUCUUCUAUGAUUUUGCAGAGGUUUUCUUGAGUUUUCUCCAUGUACUUCCGAAUACGAAAAAGCAUAUAACCAUCCUUGAUGAUGUUAGUGGUAUCAUCAAACCGGGCAGAAUGACGUUACUUUUGGGUCCUCCAAGUUCGGGGAAGACCACAUUGUUGUUGUCGUUGGCCGGGGGUCUUGCUAAGGAGCUUCAGAUAUCUGGAAAGGUGACGUACAACGGCCAUGAGUUACAUGAGUUUGUACCCGAGAGAACAUCCGCUUAUAUCAGUCAAAAUGAUGUUCAUAUUGGAGAAAUGACCGUUAGAGAAACACUGGCGUUCUCCGCCCGAUGCCAAGGAGUUGGAUCGCGUUAUGAGAUGUUGGCGGAGUUAUCAAGAAGAGAGAAAAACGCAAACAUUAAGCCCGAUCCCGAUAUUGAUAUUUACAUGAAGGCUGCUGCAACAGAAGGUCAAGAAGCUAAUCUUGUCACAGAUUAUACGCUCAAGAUAUUGGGAUUAGACAUAUGCGCAGACACCAUGGUAGGUGAUCGGAUGAUUAGAGGUAUUUCAGGUGGUCAAAAAAAGCGAGUUACAACAGGUGAAAUGAUAGUUGGACCAUCAAAGGUUCUUCUUAUGGACGAGAUAUCAACGGGUUUGGAUAGUUCUACAACUUUCCAAAUAGUGAAUUCGUUAAAGCAAUACGUUCAUAUUCUCGAAGGAACGGCUGCUAUAUCGCUCCUCCAGCCUGCACCGGAGACGUAUGAUUUGUUUGAUGACAUUAUCCUCUUGAGCGAUGGGAAGAUCGUGUAUCAAGGCCCACGUGAAAACGUGCUCGAGUUUUUUGAAUCUAUGGGAUUCAAAUGCCCGCAGAGGAAAGGUGUUGCUGACUUCUUGCAAGAAGUGACAUCAAAGAAAGAUCAGAGACAAUAUUGGAUGAGACAAGACGAGGCUUACAGAUUUGUGACAGCCAAGGAGUUUGCGGAGGCGUACGAAUCAUUUCAUAUCGGAAGCAAACGGAAAGUCGAACUUGCAACCCCGUUUGACAAAAGCAAAAGCCACCCUGCGGCUCUUACAAACAAUAAGUAUGGUUUAAGCAAGAAGGAGCUCUUGAAAGCUUGCAUCGAUAGAGAAAUACUACUCAUGAAGAGAAAUUCAUUCGUAUACAUCUUUAAAAUGUUCCAACUAACGGUUAUGGCGCUAAUCACUAUGACCGUGUUUUUCCGAACUGAGAUGCAUAGACGUGGUAUUGAAGAAGGAGGACAAUACGUUGGUGCUCUGUUCUUCGGUGUCGUCAUGGUCAUGUUCAACGGGAUGGCCGAGAUUUCAAUGACGAUUGCAAAGCUUCCCGUGUUCUACAAGCAACGGGAUUUCCUUUUCUAUCCCACAUGGGCAUACGCUCUUCCUUCGUGGAUUGUCAAGGUUCCUAUUUCGUUUCUUGAAUCUGCAGUGUGGGCAAUUCUCACUUACUAUGUAAUAGGAUUUGAUCCUAACUUCUGGAGAUUUCUGAAACAUUACUUGCUACUCGUGGUUGUCAACCAAAUGGCUGCCGGAUUGUUUCGAUUCAUGGGGGCAGCUGGUCGCAAUAUGAUUGUUGCAAACACGUUUGGUUCAUUUGCACUUCUCAUACUCUUUGCGUUGGGUGGAUUUGUGUUAUCUCGAGAGAACGUAAAGAAAUGGUGGAUUUGGGGAUACUGGGCAUCACCAAUGAUGUAUGCUAUGAACGGAAUAGUGGUAAACGAGUAUCUUGGGCACAAGUUUAACAAGCCGUUCUUUGGUACCACACUAGGGAAAGCUAUAGUCAAAUCUCGAGGGUUGUUCGCGGAAAGUUAUUGGUAUUGGAUCGCUAUCGCGGCUUUGUUGGGUUACAUGGUGGUCUUCAAUUUAUGUUUCAUGAUGUCUCUACAAUUCCUCAAUCGUGAGUUUUUGAACCUUUUUAAGACGCUGAAUGAGGGUUAUUGCUAUAAACUUUGUUACCCGUGUGUGACGUUUGGCAUGAACUCUACAGCUUUCGGGAAAUCUCAAGGAAAUACAUCGAACGAAGACCACGAUGCAGCUGCCACCGAGUUAUCAUCCGCAAAUCAAAACAAUCAACCCAAGAAGAAAGGAAUGGUGCUUCCAUUUGAACCACAUUGCAUUACAUUUGAUGACAUCAAGUAUUCGGUUGAUAUGCCACAGGAAAUGAGAGAGCAAGGUACUGGUGAAGAUAGACUGGUGCUUUUAAAGGGUUUGAGUGGAGCUUUUCGACCGGGUGUUCUUACGGCGCUUAUGGGGGUUAGUGGUGCCGGUAAAACGACUUUGAUGGAUGUGCUCGCGGGUAGAAAAACGGGGGGAAUUAUAGAUGGCGACAUCCGGAUUUCUGGGUAUCCGAAGAAACAAGAAACAUUUGCUCGGAUUUCUGGAUAUUGUGAACAAAACGACAUCCAUUCUCCUCAUGUUACUGUUUACGAGUCUUUGAUCUACUCAGCUUGGCUACGGUUGGGAUCAGAUGUCAACGAAGAGACAAAAAAGAUGUUUGUUGAUGAGGUGAUGGAACUUGUGGAAUUGAAACCAUUGAGAGAUGCGCUAGUCGGGUUGCCUGGUAUCAAUGGGCUAUCGACAGAACAACGAAAGAGGUUAACCAUAGCGGUCGAGCUAGUGGCUAAUCCCUCUAUAAUAUUUAUGGACGAGCCAACAUCAGGGCUAGAUGCUAGAGCGGCUGCUAUUGUGAUGAGAACUGUUAGGAACACAGUGGACACGGGAAGAACGGUUGUGUGCACCAUUCAUCAACCAAGCGUCGAUAUAUUUGAAGCUUUUGAUGAGCUAUUUUUGAUGAAAAGAGGAGGGCGAGAGUUAUAUGUUGGACCUGUUGGUCACAAUUCCUGCCAUCUAAUCAAGUACUUCGAGGAUAUCGAAGGGGUGAGUAAGAUUAAAGACGGAUAUAACCCUGCGACUUGGAUGUUGGAAGUCAGUACUUCGUCACAAGAACUGGCGUUGGGAGUCGAUUUUACUGAAAUCUACACUAAUUCGGAACUUUAUUCGAGAAACAAAGCCCUUAUCAAGGAACUAAGCGUACCGCGUCCCGGGACGAGUGACCUCCAUUUCCCGACUCAAUACCCACAGCCAUUCUUCACCCAAUUUCGUGCUUGCUUAUGGAAACAACGAUGGUCGUAUUGGAGAAAUCCUCCGUAUACCGCUGUCCGUUUUGCCUUCACCACUGGCAUUGGACUCAUGUUCGGAUCUAUAUUCUGGGAUCUUGGUAGUAGAAGGAAAACCGUGCAGAAUUUGUCUAACGCAAUGGGUUCAUUAUAUACGUCGGUGCUCUUUAUAGGAAUCAAUAACGCAUCCUCGGUCCAGCCCGUUGUGGACAUUGAACGGACCGUCUUUUAUAGAGAACGAGCUGCUGGAAUGUAUUCUGCAUUGCCAUAUGCCUUUGCUCAGGUACUGGUGGAAAUACCUUACAUUUUUGCACAAGCGGCAGCGUACGGUCUUAUAGUGUAUGCGAUGAUAGGAUUCGAUUGGACGGCCGAGAAAUUCUUCUGGUUCUUAUUCUUCAUGUUUUGCUGCUUGCUCUACAUGACGUUCUACGGUAUGAUGACUGUCGCAAUCACUCCCAAUGCCGACAUCGCUACCAUCAUUGCCGCCGCGUUUUACGGGCUCUGGAAUCUGUUUUCCGGAUUCAUUAUCCCAAGACCCAAAAUUCCGAUAUGGUGGAGAUGGUACUACUGGGGAAAUCCGGUGGCGUGGACGCUGUACGGUUUGGUUGUUUCGCAGUUCGGGGACUACGAAGACGUGCUUACGGAAGGGGAGACGGUGAAGGGUUAUCUACGUCGAUAUUUCGGGUUCAAACAUGAGUUUCUUGGUGCAGUGGCUGGGGUUCAUGUGGGAUUAGUGAUCCUUUUUGCAGUUAUAUUUGCUUAUUGUAUUAAGUCUUUCAACUUCCAAAAGAGAUAGAAAGAAACUCCAUUGUUUUUCAAGUUAUUCAGCACCCAAAUUAAUAAGCUUUUGACGAUAAGCCA
Molecule: messenger RNA, 4445 nt
Organism: Cynara cardunculus var. scolymus (artichoke)
Lineage: Eukaryota; Viridiplantae; Streptophyta; Magnoliopsida; Asterales; Asteraceae
Product: pleiotropic drug resistance protein 1-like
Exons: 23
Coding region: 1-4380 (1459 amino acids)
Cellular component (GO): membrane
Molecular function (GO): ABC-type transporter activity; ATP binding; ATP hydrolysis activity
Source: RefSeq, a predicted model, not a curated record